AUGUUCUUAGGUGUUAAGGAAAAGGUGCUGUCUUGUUUUGCUGGUGUUGAGGAAAACUUUGUCACUACUUCCCUACUCAAUGGCUGUGACCUACUAAUAUGCACAGCAUCAUUCUUAGUGAGGUUACUGCAGAUUACAGAUUUUGGUGUUGACAUGAGACGCCUUGCUACUGUUGUCUUGGACGAUUGCGAGAGAUUAGCGGAAGUGUACGGCACCGAAGUGAAAUACAUCCUGUAUAGAAUCAAAGACUCGAUAAAAAAUCGCACCAAUAAAGAGCUUAAAAUACAAUACAUUAUCGCUUCGAGAAAAUGGUGUGAUUUUAUGGAACCCAUUGCGAAGAGAGCACCGUAUUCUGUUGUCUGUAUAGGCGCUCUCCAGGAGUGUGUACUUUACUCCAAGGCGAAUAUGUCUGUCAAUUUCGUCCAUCAGGAGAACAAAGUGGAUUCAGUCCACAAGUUUCUCACUGAACUUGAUUUAACCAAGAAAAUUGUAAUAGUUUGCAGAAACGACGAGGAGACAGUAGCUAUGGGUAAGGUAAAUACUGAUCCUAAUGGUAAAGCUGAAGAAAUGCGGCCGGUUAUUUUCCCAAAAAUGUUGUUGCAGCCUAAAUGUGAAGUAAAAGAACUAGAUUCAGAUGAUUAUACGUCACCAGAAUGUUCAGAGUCCGUGACUGCGUCAGAAAAGCAGAUUAAAACCGCUUGCGAUCUAGACAAAACAAGGAAACCGAAGCUUAUAUGGCGACAAAAUCGAAAUUUAGUCGUCAUAAGAAUUAACUUGAUUGGUCUGCAGAAGUACAAUUUAACAAUUCAAGGGAGAUCUUUAACCUUCGCGGCAACUUUAAGCGAUGUGGAUUAUGCUUUUGAUUUGGAAUUGUAUGGUGCUACAGAUGUCAGUAAAUCGUCGCACUGUAACAAAGGGCAAUACGUGCUUGUUAAAUUGAGUAAGAUUUUAAAUAAGAAUUGGUUAACAUUAACAAAGGAUGGUGGGAUCAGAAAGUGGAUAGUGUACGACGUCGACUCGAUCGAUGUUUCAUCCGAUGUAGAAGCUGUAGAAGAGCAGAACAAUAUCACUGUGCUAAAUGCUAUUAAAAACAUUCACAAUCAAGAUGAAACUGAAAGUGAAGACGAUGAUUUUAUAGAUGACAUUAGUUACAGACAAGCUAAAUAUACAGUCAGGUAUCACAAA
Iphiclides podalirius (scarce swallowtail) is the source of this 1185-nucleotide messenger RNA. The record is from the annotation of a GenBank genome assembly. Lineage: Eukaryota; Metazoa; Arthropoda; Insecta; Lepidoptera; Papilionidae.